Molecule: messenger RNA, 5948 nt
Organism: Acanthopagrus latus (yellowfin seabream)
Lineage: Eukaryota; Metazoa; Chordata; Actinopteri; Spariformes; Sparidae
Product: cyclic nucleotide-gated cation channel beta-1-like
Biological process (GO): retina homeostasis; monoatomic cation transmembrane transport
Cellular component (GO): intracellular cyclic nucleotide activated cation channel complex; photoreceptor outer segment; plasma membrane
Molecular function (GO): protein-containing complex binding; intracellularly cGMP-activated cation channel activity; cGMP binding
Source: RefSeq, a predicted model, not a curated record
AUGUUUAACUGGGUGGUGAAAGUGGUCCCCCAACCCCCUGAAGCCCCUGGGACAGACGAAGCCGGGAAGGCCUCUGCCACUGACCACAACAAAAACAGACAGGUAAAAAGUCUGCUGAAAAGCACAGAUGAGGCUUCAGACGACAGUCAGGCCCAGACUGGAGUUCUAGGCUGGCUGUCUAAUGGGUUCGUCAGCGCCAUGCCUCAACCAGCCGGCUCCCCUCGACCCGGCAGGGCUGACACCGGCCAGUCAGGGGAGGAUGGAGAAAGUUCCGGAGUGAUAGGCUGGGUCACUCAGGGUCUGACCAAGGUGUUGCCUCAGCCGGAUGAGAAGUACAAAGAGUCUAACGACGAUGAUGAGGAACACACUGAGGUAUUUGAAAUAGCAAAAAUGCCAGAUUAUGAUCCCCUCCCACACGUCCCUGUGGUGGAGAUGGAAUCAGAAGACGAGGUGUCGGAGGUGGAGCGCGUGCCCCCUCAAUUUCCUCCCAACGUGGUGAACUGGCUUAAACAGAUGGUCCCUCAGCCGGUCACCCCUGGGUCCGUACCAAUAGAACCAUCACCCAAGUCCUCCCGCUCCUCUCUGGACAAAAUUUUGUCUCCACCACCUGAAUCUCUCAGUGGCAUCUCACUGGAUACUGACAGCAAGGCCUCCGGUGUGGUCGGCUGGUUCAUAUCAGGACUGGGCCUGAAGGUUCCUCAGCCUGCGAUCCCACCCAAAGAUGAUGCCGAGGCUGCAUCUGAAGUUCUAAAGAAAGUUUCAGUCAAACUCAAACCUGACAUGGUACUAGAAGAUGUGGAGUCAGACAACGAGGGCACCAGGAAGCAUGAACAUCAGUCUCAAGCUGCGGCACCAUCCCCAUCACUGACUCCACUGACAUCACACCAACAGCAGGAGGCCUCACAGCAGUCGAGUUCACUGCAGUCCCAGAAGUGCAGUGAUACCAGCCCACAAGCAGAACAGUCAGAGAGUGGAGCAAAAAUGUCUCUAGAGGAUGCUGAGACCCAGACAGGCCGCUGGACACCGUUCAUUGAGAGCAUUAAAAGGGAGGCAGAAGAUGUAGCUUUGGCUACUAUGGAGGAACGUCUCAUGCAGGAGCGCCUGGAGAUGGCCCGUAUGGCUGAGGAGGUGGCCAGGCAGACAGCUGAGAUGGCCAUUAGACAGAUGGCCAGUGAGGGACAGUCCAUCAAGCUCUCACUGGGGAGUCAAGAACUGCUGGAUGAGCCCACAGCUGAGCUGCCAGAACCACAAGAAGAGGAGAGCGAAGUGGUGGACCACUGUAAAGUCACACAAGAGGAACAGAGUCUUGCUGAGGAAGAAGUGAAGGCAGUGACUGAGGACUCUAUUGUCGAGGAACCAGAAGUAAAGGAGGAAGCAGAGCCACAGCAGACCUCACCCUCUCCACCUCCAAGUCCUGAACCAGUUAAGACAGUGGAGCCAGAGCCAGAGCCUGAAUCACAACCUGAGCCAGAGCCAGAGACCAAGGAAUCUGUUCCAGAAGCAGAGCCUAUAACCCAGCAGCCACAGAAAUCUGAGAAAGACGUUCAAAGCCCCAACGCUGACAAAACAUCUGAAAAAGAGGAGGAAGCCCCUGGGGAUGACUGUGGAGCUCCAGUCAGCUGCGAUGCAAUUAAGAGCUGCCUGAUGCGCAUUCCGCACACCUCAGAGUGCUUCGGCAACAUCAACGCAUUCUUCAAAGAAAACGGCAUAUCCACUCCCAAAAUACCCCCCAUGCCUAAGCUACCCACCCAGCUCUCUGAAGUUACCAAGUACCUACCCUCCCUACCACCUGAAUUGCGCCAGGAAUUCUCCCAGAUCCGACUCACGCAGGUCCCGCAAAAUAUUGCCCAAACUCUGACUGAGUUAUUGCCCAAAAGCUCUGACGGAUCAGUUGGCCCCAGUCUGUCCAGCCUUUCCCAGAGCUUUUCGGACAUCCCGCAGAAGCUCUCCCAGAUUCCUAGCCGGACGCAGCAGUACUUCCUUAACGUCCAGAACCGCCUCAACAGCCUAUGCCUCAAGAUGCCUAAGGAACAACAACAACAGCAAAAUCAGCAGAAAGACAAGAAUCAGCAAGAUUUAGAGCUCAACCGGCUCAUCCGACACACCCCUCUUCCUCCUGCUCACCAUCCUCAGCUCCGGUCCCGCUCCCCGUCUCCAUCCUCUCCUAAUGGAAGCGCCCUCGAACUGCCAAAUGUGCCAUCCUACCCACGCCUGCCACCUAUUGUCAGCCCCCCAUCAAAGCAGCUCAACUCACUUUCCCGCCAGCUGUCUGGUCUCUCUAACCCAGCGUUCUUCAUUGAAGACGACUCAGACAUUCCAGCAAUACGACGUGCAGACAGCUCAAGCCUAAGCCUUCGUCCGGCCGUCAAUGUAGAGGAUGUUGACUCAGAUCAUGAGAUAGGGGGGAGAGGAGGAGGAGUGGAGGGACAGAGCAAUGUUCCCCAAAUCCUAACACCACAGGACCCAAAACUUACAACCCUAACUGUCCCCGUGACCCCUUCAGGAGGUCGUCAGAGUAAAGGAGAAAAAGAUGGAAGGAAUCGUAGGACUAUCUGGACAAAGAUUAGGCGGCUGCACUCCCAAAGUGAGGAUGAUGAUGAUGAAGCAAACAUCCCUGUCAGAGCCUGGCCCAGCCAGUCCAGCCUGCACAGCACAGAUGAUAUACUUAAAGAACGUCCAGCGUCUUCAGCUAGUCAGACCAGUACAGUGGUCAAUGAGCGUCUUCAGGAGCUGGUCCGGAUGUUUAAAGCGAGAACCGAGAAGGCUAAGGAGAAACUCAUUGACCCUGACAGCUCAGAUGAAGACAGCAUUAUCCCUUCUCCUCCUCAGGCUUCAGCUCCUCAGCCCGCUCCUGCAGCUCAGCCAGUGAACGAGGGAGAGGCACAAGCAGGUCCAUCAGGAGGAGGAGGCGGAGGAGGAGGAAUAGAAAUUGGGGCAGAGGAGGAGCAGUGUGGCCGCCGCAGCAAGGUGAAAACUCCUCGAUGGAUACGAGCCUGUAUGCACUACCGCUUCCCUGCCAGCAUCGACCCCUUCACCAACCUGAUGUACGUGCUGUGGAUGCUACUGGUCACUCUGGCAUGGAACUGGAAUGUGUGGUUCAUCCCUGUGCGCUGGGCCUUUCCCUACCAGACUCCAGACAAUAUCUACUACUGGCUGCUGAUCGACUACCUGUGUGACCUUAUUUACAUCAUGGACAUCAGCAUCUUUCAGCCGCGGCUGCAGUUUAUCCGCGGAGGGGACAUAGUGUCUGACAAAAAAGAAAUGAGAAAGAACUACAUGAAAACCAAACGCUUCAGAUUUGAUGUAGCCAGCCUUGUUCCACUGGAACUCUUCUAUUUUAAAACUGGCGUCAACCCUCUGCUUCGCUUACCCAGACUACUGAAGAUCAACUCCUUUUUUGAAUUCAACGAGCGUCUUGAGGCUAUCUUAACCAAAGCCUACAUCUACAGGGUGAUACGUACGACCACCUACCUUCUUUACUGUCUCCACUGCAAUGCCUGUCUGUACUACUGGGGCUCUGCCUUCAACGGACUAGGAUCAACACAAUGGGUGUACAAUGGCGAGGGCAACAGUUACAUUCGCUGUUACUACUUUGCGGUGAAGACCCUCAUUACCAUUGGCGGUCUGCCGGACCCCACCACCCUGUUUGAAAUUGUCUUCCAACUUAUCAACUACUUUGUUGGAGUCUUUGCCUUCUCUAUCAUGAUUGGACAGAUGCGUGAUGUGGUCGGUGCAGCCACAGCUGGUCAGACUUACUACCGCACAUGUGUGGACAACACGAUUAAAUACAUGUCCUCCUAUCGAAUCCCCAAAGACGUCCAGAACCGUGUCAAAACCUGGUACAACUACACCUGGCAAUCACAAGGCAUGCUAGAUGAGCAGGAGCUACUGACUCAGUUGCCAGAUAAAAUGCGUCUGGACAUUGCUAUAGAUGUCAACUACUCCAUCGUCAGCAAAGUCCCCCUUUUUCAGGGUUGUGACAGACAGAUGAUCUUUGACAUGCUGAAAAGCUUACGCUCCGUUGUUUACCUGCCUGGGGAUUAUGUCUGCAAAAAGGGUGAGGUGGGUCGGGAGAUGUACAUCAUAAAAGCAGGGGAGGUGCAGGUGGUUGGGGGACCUGAUGGAAAGACAGUCUUUGUCACUCUCAGAGCAGGAUCAGUGUUUGGAGAGAUCAGUUUGCUUGCAGUAGGCGGGGUUAACAGGCGCACAGCAAAUGUGAUCGCACAUGGCUUUGCUAAUCUCUUCAUCCUGGACAAGAAAGACCUGAAUGAGAUCCUGGUCCACUAUCCUGAGUCCAAGAAACUGCUCCGCAAGAAGGCCAGAAAGAUGCUUGCUAAGGGAAAGAAACCUGAACCCAAAGCAGAGGCUAAGAAUCCCCCUCAGGUCCCGCCAGCCCCUGUUAGGACGGAGACCCCUAGACUGCUGAGAGCAGCCCUGGAGAUGACGGAGAGAUCUACUGGACUUAAAGGAGCUCUGGCUAAAGUCAAAGAAAAAACCAACAAGUCCAGUAUCUCGCUACAGCCCUCCAUCUCCUCCACCCUGCCUCCUCCAUCUCCCACCUCCAGCUCUGGACCUGACAGAGACGCAGACACGCCGUCACCCAUGUCUGCCAGCUCUGCGACAUUUCGCUCCGCUUCCCAUUGCCGCAACAACAACAACAACAACUCUGUGAGGCCUCACUCUCCCUCACAGUGCGCUGGCGACGAAGACAAGAAUCUUGCCAUGAACCGAAGAGAGGAGGGUGCCAGUGAGGUCGAUGGAAGCAGAUGUGGGAAUAGGAAGGAGAAAAUGUUGUGAUAAAUCUUUAAAGGAAAAGGGAAGGAGGAAAAACAUGACCAGUAUAUCUGCUGUAAAUUGACUGGAUGGUGGAGUGAAAGAGAGGGGAGGUUCUGUAAAUGAGUUUUGGAAAACGUGUGGAACGGCUUCAAUGCAAAAAUAUCAAGGUAGUACUGUAUUACAAUCUCACCCAUGACUCAAUGUCUACAUUAUGCUGUGCAUUCGUACUAUAAAAACCUGGUAUAUUUGGUCACUUUGGUGGCAGAUGUCAUCGAUGUUGCAUGAGCUGCUGUAGGAUGAGCUGUGUUUGUAUUAGAACCUUUACAUCUUAUGGGUGUCCCUGUCUGUCUCUGUAUUUCUCAAUAUGGAGUCGUAAGAACAAGUCCAGAUUCAUUCUGUUCAUUCUGUUCUCCAUUUGCUUUGCAGUGUUCUCUCAGUCUCCACCACUGUGUUCAUCUUUAUUAUUCUCAAUGUUACAUAAUCUAUGUAGGAACAAGCCAUUCCCCACCUGGUUACCUCUUCAGAAUUCAUCUUUACAUCACCUACACUGAGUUCACAUGACUGAAGUCAGUGUAGCUGUGAUGAUGACUGAAUUCUGCAUGGGAUGGCAUAGCUAAGCCAUCACAGUAAUUCAGCUGUUUAUAAUCAUUUCUGCGAAACUGAACUUUUUGUCUUUCUAAAACAUACAAACAUGUUUUUGCUGUUGUUGUCUGCUUACUCUGUACAGAUUAUUUUGUAAAACCACAAUUUGCCUUAUGAGUUUUGUCAUUUACCCAUGUCUUGUGUUGGUGUGAGUAGCUUGCGUUGCUGAUGUCUGAAAAGCAGUACAGACUUUGUGUUACAAAUAAAUCACAAAUAAAUGAUAAAUUGACAGGUCACCUGAGAUUACUUUAUAUAGAUUUUCAGUCUGUCUUUGACCAUCAUGACUUUACGCAUAGCAAGCUCAAACAUCAUCUAGCCUCUUAUUACCUCAACGCUGCAUUUGACAUGCUAAUAGAUACUGUGUACGUCAUCGAUCACUCAUCACUAUCUUAUUCUUUUAGUCAUCAAUAUGUGUAAAACCAUUGCUUUACAUAUUUUACUUGCUUUUGACAUGUUUUCUUUUAUUUUUGUUUUGUACAACAAUGUAAACAUAUUUGUUUUUUGUUUCUUCUUUUUUUUUUUUAGAUGAA